Messenger RNA from Doryrhamphus excisus (bluestripe pipefish), 1094 nucleotides. RefSeq names its product aspartate dehydrogenase domain containing (gene aspdh). Gene Ontology annotation, molecular function: NADP binding; L-aspartate dehydrogenase [NAD(P)+] activity. NCBI's taxonomy places the organism in Eukaryota, Metazoa, Chordata, Actinopteri, Syngnathiformes, Syngnathidae. Gene Ontology annotation, biological process: NAD+ biosynthetic process. The record is from RefSeq and is a predicted model, not a curated record.
UGUACCGUGCACUCCCCUAAUUGGUCAGUAUGCGUUCAGAUUGUGAGACGGUGGAGAAGUGUGGGAUUAUCGCGAGCGGAGCAAUAAGACCGACGCUGAUUGAGGGGUUGUGAUACCAACACAGGAAAUGGCAACGAGGUCAUCUUCCCUGCGGAUUGGCGUUGUAGGAUUCGGACAUCUAGGGCAAUUCCUGGUGGAAAGAAUCCGUACGGAUGGAGCCACGCUGGGCUUGACCCUGGCCUUCGUUUGGAACCGGGACCCUGCUAAGCUGAAAGGUCUGGUCCCGGAUGAGCUGCUGCUGAGUGACCUGUCAUUAUUCCCAGACAGGCAAUGUGACGUGAUUGUAGAAGUGUGCCAUCCUCAGGUGGUCAAAGAAUUUGGAGUCCACUUCCUGUCUUGGUGUCAUUUUAUGGUGGGCUCCCCCUCUGCCCUCGCCGAUCAUGACCUGAAUGAGAAACUCCGCCAGGCGGCUCGGCUGUAUGGAAAAACACUCUACGUGCCCAGUGGUGCAUUAUGGGGCGGUCAGGACAUCCAGAGGUUGAACGACGGCGGGGCCUUGAAGGAUCUGUUCAUAAGAAUGUCCAAACAUCCGUCCUGCUUCCGGCUGACGGGAGACGCCCUUGGCGAGUGGACGGAAGGCGAGGGUCGGCGGGUUUUACUCAGGGGUUCCGUAGCGGAGCUGUGCCCCCUCGCUCCCAACAACGUCAACACCAUGGCGGCGGCAGCGGUGGCUGCCGGGAAUCUGGGCUUCAACGGUGUCCGCGGAGAGAUUGUGUCGGACACGGCGUUGAGGGACUAUCAUGUCGUGGAGGUGGAGGCCACGGGGCCUGAUGGUUUCUCGGUGCGUACAGUGAGGAGGAACCCGGCCCGACUCGGCGCUGUGACCGGAAGUGCGACAUACGACUCCUUUUGGAAUAGUUUGCUGGUUUGCAAAGGUCAUGGCGGUCGAGUUUACUUGUGCUGAACUCGGGAAAAAAAGUGGAAAAUCAGGAAUAAAAAGCACAUGCAAACAAGACCUAUCAUUUGUAAAACCUUGCUAGGUCGUUUAUAUCGAAUCUUUAUUAUAAGUUCAUCUGCUGCAAUAUUGUAAGAAA